UAAAACGCUCUCUCACGCUCCUUUAUCUUCUCUUCUCUAAAUUUGGUAAUCUUUUACCCUCUUUCCCAAGUUUAUCACAGGCCCCAAAAUGGGCAAAUAUUGAACCUGUAAAAGGGGGAAACAAAAGGGGUUCUCUCUGUUUACAAAAUCACGAGAUUACGAGAAGGGUUUUUCGUUUCUUGGGGGAUUUUGAGGGAUUUCGACUCGAAACUGCAAUUUUGGGGGUUUUGAUCAUCUGGGUGUCUCGGAUUUGGGGUAUUUUCAAAUGGGUCGAGGGAAGAUUGAGAUCAAACGGAUUGAGAAUGCUAAUAGCAGGCAAGUUACAUUCUCAAAGCGACGAGCUGGGUUGCUUAAGAAGGCUCAGGAGCUUGCUAUUCUUUGUGAUGCUGAAGUUGCUGUUAUUAUCUUCUCUAAUACUGGCAAGCUUUUUGAGUUUUCCAGCUCUGGCAUGAAACAUACUCUUUCAAGAUACAACAGAUGUAUAGAAUCUUCAGAGACUCCGAUAGACGGACACAAGGCUGAGUAUCUUCAUCUCCAGAAGCAAGAGCAUGAGGAGGUAGACAAUCUACGAGAUGAAAUAACGACUCUGCAAAUGAAACAAUUGCAGCUACUGGGAAAGGAUCUAACUGGCUUGGGCUUCAAGGAAUUGCAAAACCUAGAGCAACAACUAAAUGAAGGGCUCUUACUCGUGAAAGAGAAGAAGGAACAGUUACUGAUGGAACAACUAGAGCAAUCAAGGGUACAGGAACAACGAGCAAUGCUAGAAAAUGAAACUCUGCGGAGACAGGUCAGCGAGCUUCGAUGUCUGUUUCCUCCAGUCGACUGUCCGCUUCCUGCUUAUCUUGAAUACUGCUCCCUAGAGAAGAAGAAGGCAGGCAUUAGAGUCCCCGAUGUCGCCUGCAACUCCGAAAUAGAAAGAGGAGAUUCCGACACCACCUUGCACUUGGGGCUACCAUCACAUGUCUAUUGCAAGAGAAAGGAGGCUGAAAGAGAUACUCAUUCAAAUGAUUCAGGGAGUCAAAUGGGCCUACUCUGAUACCUCUCAUCAUUCAUUCUGAUUAAUUAGAUAUCUGCUUUCUGAUUAAUUAGGUGACUGCACCGAUGCUGGGACGACAAACCGAACCGGAAUAAUCAGCCCGAUCUCCACCUUCAGAAACUGCAAAUAUUCAUUAGGUGACCUCUAAAACCAUUGAAACAGAGAGAAUUAGAAAUCCCCAGUUAGGAGAUUAGUCAAUGGAAAAUGACAUUGUUGUACUUGUAGCUAGUUUCAUUAGAUUUUCGAAUACAUUUCUUAAGAACUAUGCAAGCAAACUCUUUACAGAAGGAAUAUCAGCAGCUAUUCUUUC
This is a messenger RNA of Cucurbita moschata (crookneck pumpkin), 1346 nucleotides long. Its product is annotated as agamous-like MADS-box protein AGL15. Gene Ontology annotation, cellular component: nucleus. Gene Ontology annotation, biological process: positive regulation of transcription by RNA polymerase II. NCBI's taxonomy places the organism in Eukaryota, Viridiplantae, Streptophyta, Magnoliopsida, Cucurbitales, Cucurbitaceae. The transcript is spliced from 8 exons. The record is from RefSeq and is a predicted model, not a curated record. The coding region runs from base 266 to 1036 and encodes 256 amino acids. Gene Ontology annotation, molecular function: RNA polymerase II cis-regulatory region sequence-specific DNA binding; DNA-binding transcription factor activity, RNA polymerase II-specific; protein dimerization activity.